CAUGGUGUCCCGGCCCGAGCCGGAGAGCGAGGCCAUGGACGCGGAGCUGGUGGUGACGCCGCCGGGCUGCUCGCACCUGAGCAGCUUCAAGGUGGACAACUGGAAGCAGAACCUGCGGGCCAUUUACCAGUGCUUCGUGUGGAGCGGCACGGCGGAGGCCCGCAAGCGCAAGGCGAAGUCGUGCGUCUGUCACGUUUGUGGCGUCCACCUGAACAGGCUUCACUCCUGCCUACACUGUGUCUUCUUUGGCUGCUUCACAAAGAAGCAUAUCCACGAGCACGCCAAGUCCAAGCGGCACAACCUGGCCAUAGAGCUUAUGUAUGGAGGGAUCUACUGCUUUUUGUGUCAGGACUACAUAUAUGACAAAGACAUGGAAAUCAUUGCCAAAGAGGAGCAACGGAAAGCUUGGAAAAUGCAAGGUUUGGUUUUGCCUAGAUUUAUGUGCCUGCUUUGGCUCCUACUCGUGCAUUCCCUCGUGUCUGUCAAGGGCAGGGCUUAUCAAGAGAAAGAUCAAUAUCUAGGGAGAAAGUCAGGGUCGGGAGAUAGGAUAGCCUCUGGGUUUUUGCAGGUGCCAGUUGAGGAUCCGGGAGAAGCAGAUGAUGUGGGUGUCGUCGGCCAGCUGCUGCCUCGGAGGCUGCGUGGCCGUUCGUUCUCACGUGUGUGUGUCUCUCCUCUUGCUUCUAGCGGAGUCUCUACCACCAUAGACCCCUUCUGGGACAUCAGUUUAGAUCUGCCUGGCUCCUCCACCCCGUUCUGGCCCCUGAGCCCCGGGAGUGAGGGCAGCGUGGUGAACGGGGAAAGCCAUGUAGCAGGAACCACUACGCUCACGGACUGCUUGCGAAGGUACCCAGUGUUUAAACUGCCCUGAUUGUUUUUAUAAGAAACUAUUCCGUACAGUUUGUUCAACUCAGGAUCCAGACUAGGUAUGCAUAUUACG
This is a messenger RNA of Leptonychotes weddellii (Weddell seal), 937 nucleotides long. The record is from RefSeq and is a predicted model, not a curated record. NCBI's taxonomy places the organism in Eukaryota, Metazoa, Chordata, Mammalia, Carnivora, Phocidae.